AUGGACUCUCUCACCACCCAUCCCUCGAACGCGCAGCAGGCUCGGGCCUUCACUGCUACUUCGUCUCUCUCCUUCCCUGGUGGGGCAGGCGACUUGACUCCUCCCAACUCAGAGAAAGAGGCGAUGGCACAGGGUGUCAAUGGUCAGCAGGCUGGAAAUGCCCCCAACGGCACUGGGGUGACUCCCGCUUCACCUGCGACUCCCGCGGCCACUCCUGGUGCGACCACCGGCAGCUCUGGCAUCGUCCCAACCCUGCAGAACAUCGUGGCGACCGUCAACCUGGACUGCCGUCUUGACCUCAAGACCAUCGCGCUCCACGCUCGCAACGCCGAGUACAAUCCUAAGCGUUUUGCUGCCGUGAUCAUGCGUAUUCGUGAACCGAAGACCACCGCCCUCAUCUUCGCCUCUGGCAAGAUGGUCGUGACAGGUGCCAAGUCGGAGGAUGAUUCGAAGCUCGCCUCGCGCAAGUACGCACGUAUUAUUCAGAAGCUCGGCUUCAAUGCCAAGUUCACCGAUUUCAAGAUACAGAAUAUCGUCGGCUCUUGUGAUAUCAAGUUCCCCAUCCGUUUGGAGGGUCUGGCCUCUCGUCACCACAACUUCAGUUCUUAUGAGCCGGAGCUGUUCCCUGGUCUGAUCUAUCGCAUGAUGAAGCCCAAGAUCGUGUUGUUGAUCUUCGUCAGUGGCAAGAUUGUCCUGACUGGUGCCAAAGUCCGCGAGGAGAUCUAUCAGGCUUUCGAGCUGAUCUACCCUGUGCUUUCUGAUUUCCGCAAGGUCUGA
Molecule: messenger RNA, 777 nt
Organism: Penicillium olsonii
Lineage: Eukaryota; Fungi; Ascomycota; Eurotiomycetes; Eurotiales; Aspergillaceae
Source: the annotation of a GenBank genome assembly